Zingiber officinale is the source of this 480-nucleotide messenger RNA. RefSeq names its product cysteine proteinase inhibitor A-like. The record is from RefSeq and is a predicted model, not a curated record. Lineage: Eukaryota; Viridiplantae; Streptophyta; Magnoliopsida; Zingiberales; Zingiberaceae. The transcript is spliced from 4 exons. Bases 1 to 465 code for a protein of 154 amino acids. Gene Ontology annotation, molecular function: cysteine-type endopeptidase inhibitor activity.
AUGCCUUACGAACUAUCUCUUGAUAUUUCGAGUUCUCCUCGGGGUUUCUCCCUGAGGACUAUAGCUUUCCCCUUCUUUGAAUCUCUGGGCGGGGAGCUUUCCGCCAUAGAGGGGCUGACGAGAUCCGAACAGCGAGAGGACGCCCACGACCACCAUGGCACGGUUGUUGGCAACGUGAGGGAAUCCGAAGGAAGAGAGAACAGCACCGAGAUCCAGGAGCUCGCUCGCUUUGCCGUCGACGAGCACAACAAGAAACAGAAUGCGCUUUUGGAGUUUGCGCGUGUUGUGAAGGCGAGGGAGCAAGUUGUCGCUAGAACUCUACAUCACUUGACGGUGGAGGCAGUUGUGGGAGGGGAGAAGAAGCUUUACGAGCCCAAAGUGUGGGUGAAGACAUGGCUUAAUUUCAAACAGGUUGAAGAAUUCAAGCAUGUUGGCGAACAAGGUAAAUCUGGCGUCAAUUCUUAGCGAUGGAUUUGGGUU